AUGUCUGCCGCGAGAAUGCACAGAGACAAGCACAGAAAACUAGCCAAACAGGCUGCCAUUGCUCAUGGACAAGGUCACGUGCAGCAUAGUAUACUGGGUAAUCAGGGACAGAAGUCGCAAGGUUCUGUUUCGCAAGGCCAUGCGCUGUCUGCGAACAUGAAGCCUACAGACGUUGUCAUAUCGAAAUCGAUCGCUUCUGUGUUUCCAGAGAAAACCGAGUUGUACCACAAAUUAAGAGCCAAGGAACGCGAGUUGGAUUUGAUGAUCAAUAAGAAGGUGAUUGAUUUGCAGGAGUAUCAACAAUCGGUGGCUAACGGACUGGUUGAAGAUCCGAACGACACUCAAAUCCUGCGAAUUUUCAUCUUCAACACAUCCGAGAACCAGCCAUGGCAAGUGAAAGACCAACAGGUGGACAAUCUUCCGCCUCCAUCGUGGACCUUGAGAAUUGAGGGUCGUUUGCUAAACGAUACUGAGCCUGCUGAUUCACCAAAGAGAAAAAAAUUCAGUUCGUUCUUGUCAGGAAUAUCUGUUGAGCUCAAGGCCAAGGACGGGAACGACGAAGAGCUGCAAAUAGGCUCUGUCAAUGACGGUCCAAGCUCGAGAGUUAUCGAGUGGCACGACAGUUUUGGAUCCAACGAGCCGGAAAGAAUGAAACAUCAAUUUGACGGUCUGGACAUUAAAAGAGCUGGUUCUUCGAUUCCCCAGUCCGAGCUGCCAGAAAACGAGUCUGCUGACCCUUCAGAGAAGGAAAUCGUGUGCAAUAUUGUCAUCCAGCCAAAGACAUAUCCAAUCAAGUUGCAAGUGGUCAACGACGCAUUGGUUGAACUUUUGGGAUCUAGCGAGAUUUCCCAGCCGGACUGCAUCCACAAGAUCUUUAACUACAUCAAGAUGAACAACUUGUUUGAAGUGCAAACGGUUCAAGAUAAACAGGGAGGCAAUCAACAGCCACAGCAAGUUGUCACCGUGAAGAGCGACGAUUUACUCUACCGUAUAUUUGCUGUCAGCUCGUUGACGUUUGCGCAGAUCAUGGAGAUCGUGUCCACCAAGCUUCUCAAGCCGGUCGAACCUAUCAAACUUCAAUACAGCAUCAACACAUUGAAGGAAACUACGCUAGGAGAUCUGGUGAUCGAUUUGAAGGUGAAUUCAAGACUGGUGAACCCAAGUUUCAAGCCAGGUGCCCAACAGUUGGCUGAGAUUAGCGAGAUGAUCAACCAAAGCAUUUUGAACAAGCAGACAGCAAAGGAUCUUGAAAAAGUGAACGAGAGCCUGAGACUAAAUUUCCAAUUACUUAAUUACUCCAAGUUCAAGUACGAUUUCUAUAAGAAGUUGAGCGAGAAGCCUGUGGAAUUCCUCAAGGAGGUUCUCGAUAAGAACACAGAGCUCUUGAAGAUCCUGUCGAGCGAUUCGUUCACGUUUGGCAACGACGGCCUUUUGGACGAGGAGCUGGUGAGAAGGUCAGAGUUUUACACGGACGAGUUUUUGAGCGAGCAUAUCAACAUUCUGUUCAAUUCUGGAAGAAUCUGA
Molecule: messenger RNA, 1524 nt
Organism: Ogataea philodendri
Lineage: Eukaryota; Fungi; Ascomycota; Pichiomycetes; Pichiales; Pichiaceae
Exons: 1
Coding region: 1-1524 (507 amino acids)
Biological process (GO): regulation of transcription by RNA polymerase II
Cellular component (GO): SWI/SNF complex; nucleus
Source: RefSeq, a predicted model, not a curated record